ACAUGUAGUGUCAGGAAAUGCAAGAGGAGGGGUGGCGCAUUUGACCACCAAAGGACUAUCUGGACGGAUGUGCAUGUGCAUCAUCUUUGGCAGAGAUGAGAGUGCAGAACAGCACUCCGCUUACAGGGCAUGUGCACGCCACAGCGGAAUGAGUGCUGUUGGGACAUGGACGACGUGCCAGUAGAGUGACGGCGACUGAGGACUUCAGUGGAGGGGAGGGGGGGGACGCUCUGGAGAUCCUCUCGUGUUCGUAGCACCAGUGUCACCAUGAGAGUGGACCUCUUGGCCUUAAGACUGAUGUGCUUUGCCUGGUUCUGGCCUGUCACGCAGCUCAACAGCAGCCACUUCCCCAGCAAGAGGAGACACAAGGAGCUCGACCUCGGGGACAGCAACAAACAAAAGCAUAGCGGACGAGUGGACCUCAAGAUGAAAAAGCUCGACAGCACAAAGUCUUUGCUCAUUAAAUCCGAACAGCUGCUUCGAAUCGAAGACCAUGACUUUGCAAUGAGGCCGGGCUUCGGAGGUUCUGCUAUCCCUGUCGGCAUUGACGUGCAGGUGGAGAGCAUUGACAGCAUAAGUGAAGUCAACAUGGACUUCACAAUGACUCUGUACCUGAGGCAUUACUGGCAAGAUGAUCGUCUGGCCUUCCCCUCCAGCAGCAAUAAGAGUCGGACCUUCGACUCACGGCUAGUGAAGAAGAUCUGGGUGCCUGAUGUGUUCUUUGUGCACUCCAAGCGCUCUUUUAUCCAUGACACAACCAUGGAGAACAUCAUGCUGAGGGUUUUCCCUGAUGGCAACAUCCUCUACAGUGUCCGGAUCACGGUAACAGCACUUUGCUCCAUGGACUUCAGCAGUUUUCCUCUGGACACGCAGAACUGUUCUCUGGAGCUGGAGAGCUAUGCUUACAAUGAGAACGACCUCAUGCUCUACUGGAAGAACGGGAACGAUUCAUUAAGGACUGAUGAGAUUGUGCUCUCUCAGUUUUUUGUCGAAGAUUUCCAGCCUUCCUUUGGCCUUGCCUUCUACAGCAGUACUGGCUGGUACAAUCGGCUCUACAUUAAUUUUAUUCUCAGGAGGCACAUCUUCUUCUUCAUGCUCCAGACGUAUUUUCCCACCAUGCUGAUGGUGAUGCUGUCUUGGGUGUCCUUCUGGAUAGACAGGAGGGCCGUACCAGCUCGUGUCUCCUUGGGCAUCACCACGGUGUUAACAAUGUCGACCAUCAUCACCGGUGUGUCCGCCUCAAUGCCUCAGGUGUCUUACGUCAAAGCUGUGGACAUCUACUUGUGGGCAAGCUUCCUCUUUGUCUUUCUCUCCGUCAUCGAGUAUGCCGCCGUCAACUAUUUCACCACAGUAGAGGAGAUGAAGAAGCUCAAGAGGGCAAAGAUCCCAGCAUCCUUCAACGCCACACAGGCCAUGGCUUUUGACGGCUGUUUCCAUGACAACGAUAUUGACCUGACCUCUUUCCCGGAGGUGUCUAGUACGCCGAACACAGAGAGGAACACCCAAUCACGAAACUCCACCGUGUCGGGGCCCACGGAGGGCACCAGGCUACGCCGCAAAAACCCUUUAAAGCACAACCUCAGCUUCAUCAUGAGCAACAGCUACAUGAUUGACUCCUAUUCAAGAGUUUUAUUCCCCUUGGCUUACCUGCUCUUCAACAUCAUUUACUGGAGUUUGUAUGCAUAGCACCACUAUUUUUUUAAAACCUAUCAUUAAAACUUUACAGGAAGAUGUUUUAUAAAGCUUUAGAACAAAUGAAUGUUUUACAAUCUACAGGAUUGAAUGAUAUUGCUAUAUUGUAAGCUGCAUACUUAUUGUACAACGUUGGAAAAAUAAAUGUAUACUGCGUUAUUGUGUGUCUUUUUCAUAGCAUUGUUAGACCAUGUCAGUCCACUAGGUGGCACGCUAUGCAGUAGCAGUCAUGG
Doryrhamphus excisus (bluestripe pipefish) is the source of this 1925-nucleotide messenger RNA. It is a transcript of the gene gabrr3a, whose product is annotated as gamma-aminobutyric acid type A receptor subunit rho3a. Gene Ontology annotation, cellular component: membrane. Gene Ontology annotation, molecular function: extracellular ligand-gated monoatomic ion channel activity; transmembrane signaling receptor activity. The record is from RefSeq and is a predicted model, not a curated record. Gene Ontology annotation, biological process: monoatomic ion transmembrane transport. Lineage: Eukaryota; Metazoa; Chordata; Actinopteri; Syngnathiformes; Syngnathidae.